AUGGGCGAUAACAAAGGAAAAAAUCCAGACAGAGAACUCCUUAAGUACACCAACAAUUUCACAUCUGAUGAAGAUCACGAUGUAAUCAAAGAACAAGAUCGUUUGCUUCCAAUAGCUAAUGUUGGUCGCAUCAUGAAACAAAUCUUGCCUCCAAAUGCAAAAAUCUCCAAAGAAGCUAAAGAAACCAUGCAAGAGUGUGUCUCAGAGUUUGUUAGUUUUGUAACUGGUGAAGCUUCUGACAAGUGUCACAAAGAGAAACGCAAGACGGUGAACGGUGACGAUGUUUGUUGGGCCAUGGCUACCCUAGGGUUUGAUGAUUAUGCUGAGCCACUCAAAAGGUAUUUGUAUAAGUAUAGGGAAUUGGAUGCGGAAAGAGGUAAUAACCAAAAUAAGGGUCAGGAAAUUGAAACAUGUAAUAAUUAUGAUGGUAAGAAACAACAAAGUCCAAGGAAAGGUUCCUCUUCUAUGUUCAAUAAUAGGAACAGUGGUCCUCAGUCUAGGGGAUUUUGA
Lathyrus sativus (Indian pea) is the source of this 510-nucleotide messenger RNA. The record is from the annotation of a GenBank genome assembly. Lineage: Eukaryota; Viridiplantae; Streptophyta; Magnoliopsida; Fabales; Fabaceae.